AUGGAGUCCGGGGACGUGUCGCUGGCCAUCCGCCGCGCCCGGCGGAACAACGCCAAGAGCUUGGACCUGAGCUGCCGUGGCCUCAGAAGUUGGCCCCCGGAGCUCUUCAACCUGCGGCAGCUCGAGAACUUGGACCUCAUCUUCGCGAUUUCGGCGGACAUGGCCGGCAAUGCUGGACCUCGCUGGAAGCCUGAGAUUGGCGCUGGAUUCGACCAAAGGCCGGUGGCUGGCGACUGGAACCAUGGAGUGCGUGAAGAGAACGAUGGCGAGAAGGACUUCCACGCCCUGCUGGACCAACUGCUAGCUCGACACUUGCGUGACCUUGCGGAGGUGAAAGCGGAGAACGAUGUGCUGCGUGCGCAGCUUGCACGAAACAAUCAGGCCCUGGAGGUGCAAACAAGCAUUUCUGCGAAGCAGACAGGUCAAGGUGAGCCCCAAACUCCGACGGAGUCGGAGAUCCGGGCAAAGAGCGAGCAGCUCGAGGAACCCGAGAAAGCGAUCCUGGCAAAGAGUCUUGAGGAGAAGCUGAACGGCAAUCAAAAGACCGGUGAGGAGGAGGUGGUCACGGUCAUGAUGCGCGUGAAGCGCUUCUUGCAGUCUAGUACCUUCGAUGCGUUGAUCUCCUGCGUUUUGUUCGCCAAUGUCAUGUUCUUGGCCUUCCAACUUCAGAUGGAGGGCUCCCGAAUUGGCUUUGGCAUCGACUACUAUGCCAAUCAAGUGCCGGGGGAUGCGGACUGGCCAACUAUCCAGGAGGUGCUGCGGAUCAUCGAGAACAUCUUUACAGUCAUUUUUUCCGUCGACGUGCUUGUGCGGAUCGUGGUCUUGCAGUGUGCCUUUUGGAAGAGCGUCAUGAACUGGAUCGACACCAUCGUGGUGACUCUCACCAUCGCCACCCUCUUCCUGGACAUGUCCAGUCUGCCGUUGGACCCCAUCUUCCUUCGUCUGCUGCGCCUCGGCAAGUUGGCCCGAGCCUUUCGGAUGAUCAUCCUCUCAGGGCGCUUGGAGUCCUUUGGGCUGCUGCUGAAGUGCGUGGUGGCCUCCGUGACGAUGCUGGGCUACGCCACGCUGGUCCUGGUCUUCGUUCAGUGUGUGAGCGGCAUGGUCAUCAGCACUUUGGUCUCGCGCUACUUGGAGGAUUCGGGCAUUGAUAAGGAGCAGCGGCGGUAUGUCUUCCAAUACUGGGGCACCUUCACCCGGACGUUCCUGACGAUGUUUGAGGUGUUGUUUGCAAAUUGGGCCCCUUCCUGCCGCUCAUUGGUGGACAAUGUGAGCGAGUGGUUCACGGUUGUCUUCAUCGCCUACCGAUGCAUCGUGGGCUUCGCGCUGCUCAACGUGGUGAACUCUGUCUUCGUGUCGCAGACCUUGAAGAUCGCGGACUCCGAUGAGGAGUACCUCAUCAAGGUCCGGGCGAGGAACGAGGCCCAGUAUCGGAAGAAGCUGCAUGCCCUAUUCAAGGCGGCUGACAUCACCAAUGAUGGGUACUUGACCAUCGAUGAGUUCAUGCAGCUCUUGGAGAACGACCAGCUCCAGCUGUGGCUCUCGCAGCUGCAGCUCGAAUACCAUGACCUGGUGGAGCUCUUUGACAUGAUCGACUCAGGGGACGGUCGCAUUGACUGGAAGGAGUUCAUGGAUGGAGCUGGGCGCUUGAAAGGGCAAGCCAAGAGUAUGGACGUUUUCCGCCUGGAGACGAAGCUGGACACCUUGAUGCGGCGCAUGUGUCCGGCCCCGCGGCAGGUGACCGGCUGA
This is a messenger RNA of Effrenium voratum, 1746 nucleotides long. NCBI's taxonomy places the organism in Eukaryota, Dinophyceae, Suessiales, Symbiodiniaceae. The record is from the annotation of a GenBank genome assembly.